AAUGCAAGAUGUACAUCUUACUAUAGCCAUCGGAAGGUAGGUCCGUUCCCUCCCUCCAGAGCUAGAAAAAUAUUUGGACCAAAAAUUUUCAUCCAACACCACCACCACCUACUACAACUUAUUAGAAGCUAGCUAGAAAAAAUGCCAGAAUAUUGUGUGACCGGCGGUACCGGAUUCAUAGCAGCAUACCUCAUCAAAUCAUUGCUAGAACAAGGCCAUACCGUUCGUGCUACCGUCAGGGAUCCAGAAAAUGUAGACAAAGUAGGAUACCUGAUGCAGUUACAAGGCGCGCAAGAUAGAUUAAAGCUUAUGAAAGCUGAUCUCAUGAUACAAGGAAGUUUUGACGAGGCUGUAAACGGUGUAGAUGGAGUCUUUCACACCGCAUCUCCAGUAAACAUCCCAGAUGAUAAAAAUCUGAUCCAGAGCAUCCAUUUACAGGAAGAACUGAUUGACCCAAGCAUAAAGGGCGCCAAGAAUGUGCUAAGCUCAUGUAAGAAAGCAAAGAGUGUAAAACGGGUAGUGCUCACCUCGUCCUGCUCUGCAAUUAGAUACCGUUAUGAUGUCCAACACGUUUCUCCUCUUAAUGAAUCACAUUGGAGCGAUACUGAAUACUGCAAACAAUACAACCUUUGGUAUGCAUAUGCAAAGACAAUAGCAGAGAAAGAUGCUUGGAGGAUUGCGGAGGAAAGUGGGAUCAAUCUAGUUACUGUAAACCCAUCUUACGUGGUCGGCCCAUUGCUUGCACCACAACCAACAAGUACAAUCAAAAUUAUACUUGAUUAUGUUACAGGGGCGAUAGAAGAAUGCCCGAACAUGGUAAUAGGAUUUGUGCACAUUAAUGACGUGGUGGCUGCUCAUAUAUUAGCAAUGGAGAAAAACGAGGCAGCAGGCAGACUCAUAUGUUCAAACACAGUAGCACAUUGGGCCGAAAUCCAUCAGAUGCUUAAAUCAAGAUACCCGUCUUACCCUUAUGCAAAAAAGUUCGGCAGCCAAAAGGGGAACGACAACCCACAUAGCAUGGAUAGCAGCAAGAUAUUACAGCUGGGACUACCUCCAUUGAAAACACUUGAGCAAAUGUUUGAUGACUGCAUCAAAAGUUUCCAAGAGAAAGGAUUUCUUUAAGGUUCACAAAUAAUUAAUAAGGCAAUAAAGUCCAUACUGUCUUUGGCAUAUAAUUGCCGCGGGAUCUUUUCCCAUAAACUAUAUUCAUAUGUAUGGUUUGAUGUAAUUGAUCUUUGUAUCAAAUAAUUAAGUUCUCCUUUAAACAUACUCUCUUAGAUUCUUUUAUGCA
Messenger RNA from Erigeron canadensis, 1291 nucleotides. RefSeq names its product tetraketide alpha-pyrone reductase 2-like. Gene Ontology annotation, molecular function: oxidoreductase activity, acting on the CH-OH group of donors, NAD or NADP as acceptor. The transcript has 6 exons. The record is from RefSeq and is a predicted model, not a curated record. NCBI's taxonomy places the organism in Eukaryota, Viridiplantae, Streptophyta, Magnoliopsida, Asterales, Asteraceae. Bases 142 to 1122 code for a protein of 326 amino acids.